This is a messenger RNA of Aspergillus pseudonomiae, 4187 nucleotides long. Its product is annotated as condensin subunit YCS4. The transcript has 6 exons. NCBI's taxonomy places the organism in Eukaryota, Fungi, Ascomycota, Eurotiomycetes, Eurotiales, Aspergillaceae. Gene Ontology annotation, cellular component: condensed chromosome, centromeric region; nucleus. Bases 105 to 3674 code for a protein of 1189 amino acids. Gene Ontology annotation, biological process: mitotic cell cycle; mitotic chromosome condensation; meiotic chromosome condensation. The record is from RefSeq and is a predicted model, not a curated record. Gene Ontology annotation, molecular function: histone binding.
CGUCGCUCCAACCCUCUUUUACCCCACGACACCCAUUAUCCGCCUAACCAAGUCUUUCAGUUUCCACACGCCCCUCGAGGAUAUCCCUCGCAGCCGCUCCCAUCAUGGAGGACAGGGCUCAGUUCGACAUCAACGAGUCACUGAAGUAUUAUCUGAGUGACCCAACCUCUGUUCCUACCGCUGAUGCUGAACCCGAACUCUUGGAAUGUGAAGCCGACCCGGACCAAUUGUCCACUGCAUUAAUUGAUAAUGUCCUAAACCCUAUUGUCGAUGCGAUAGCUGAGAACCCGGAAGGUCUAGCCAGGCCGUCCUUCUUCGACUCUUUACAGUUUCUCUUAAAACACUGCUCAAUCUUGCCCGUAAGGUCGCUGAGCAAGCUCCUCGACCUAAUUGUGUCAGGAUUAUCCGUUGAAGCGGAUAUUAUCCACGGAGACCUCGAGUCCGACGAACCGGAUGGCGUCCAACACCAUAAGCAUUUACUAGAAAUGUAUGGUUUCUUAUUACAAUGGGCACUUUCUGCCGUGGAAGUUAAGGCAGCCGAGCGACCUGCGGAUGCUGCUCCUGCUCGGAGAGGUGUAGGGAAGUCGGGUCGGUCGAAAGCUAGCAUGAGAGAAGGUCAUUGGGACUGGACAGCCCAGAUACAGAUUUCCAUGGAGACUAUGUGCAAGGUCAUGAAGCUCAAGCUCAGCAGGAUAUUUUUAACUACAUCAGACCGCGACACAUUUGUUAAUCUAUUUACACGUUCGAUCUAUCUCAUCCUCGAAAGUGAGCAGCGAGUAAAGAGUAUGACUAUUCGCAUGCACGCCUUCAAAGUUCUAUGUAUUGCGGUCAAGCAUCAUGGCCAUGCUUUUGGCGCCCAGACAUCUAUCGUCCAGAGCUUAACAUAUUUUGAGCAUCUGUCCGAGCCUAUGGCUGAAUUUUUGCACAUCCUUGCGGAGCAAUAUGAUUAUCCUCAGCUGUCGGAUGAGAUACUGAAGGAGCUUGGAAAUAAGGCGUUUAAUUCCAAUGAUACACGAGGGCCAAAGUCGGUAUCUGCGUUUAUCGUGAAACUUUCUGAGCUUGCCCCACGAUUGAUCAUAAAACAAAUGACACUCUUGGCUAAGCAGCUUGACAGCGAAUCUUAUACCCUUCGUUGUGCGGUGAUUGAGGUUUGCGGGAACCUUAUUGCUGAUCUCAGUCGGCAAGAAGAGCGCAGUGAUAAUUACAAGACCCAGAUUAAUGCGUUCUUUGAUGUGCUCGAGGAACGCUUCCUAGACAUUAACCCCUACUGUCGGUGCCGUGCCAUCCAAGUGUAUAUGAGGAUUUGCGAUUUGGAUCAGAAGUUCCCGAAAAGGCGGCAGGCAGUUGCAGAACUGGCAGCAAGGAGCCUGGAAGACAAGAGUAGCAACGUACGACGAAACGCAAUUAAAUUACUCUCCAAGCUGGUGUCUACUCACCCAUUCAGUAUCAUGCAUGGUGGACAGCUCUCCUAUAAAGAGUGGAUAGCCAGACUUGAUGCUGUUGAUGCCGAACUGAAUUCCCUCCGCCCCCCUGAGACACCAGGUUUCGACGGUGGCGAGGCCUCGCAUGUUGAUAGCGAACUCUUAGAUGAUGCGACGCAGAUGCCAGACGAAUCCCCUUCCAAAGCACCGCGCAUGACUGAAGAAGAGAAAGCCGCAGCGGUGAAAAGGGCCGCCGAGCAAGCUGCAACAUCGGAACUGCUAGCGCGGCUUCAGUUGACUAGAAAAUACUAUAACGAAGCCAUUCGGUUCAUUGAGGUUCUGCAUACUGCCUCUGGAGUCGUCACACAACUGCUGUCGUCUAGAAAUAAGAGUGAGGCUAUAGAAGCCAUGGACUUUUUUGUUGUGCUUGACGCAUACAAGGUGGAAACAUCCCGUAGUGGAAUUCGACGAAUGCUCCGACUUAUUUGGACAAAAGGCAACAGUGACGAAGGGAAAGGCGUCCAAACCCAUCUCAUUGACUGUUACAAAGGUCUUUUUUUCGAAGCGCCAGAUUCCUUCAGCCCCAAUGAUGCGGCAAACUACGUUGCUCGGAACAUGAUCAGUCUGACGUUUGGCUCUACACCCGCUGAGCUGACAUGUCUUGAGCAACUGCUAAGUACUAUGAUGAAGGCUGGUCAUAUUUCGGAUGCUGUCAUUGCGAAGUUGUGGCAGGUAUAUGGGGUCCAAAGGAAGGAGAUCUCGAAAACCCAACGCCGGGGUGCUAUCAUCGUCCUUGGCAUGCUUGCUCUUGCUGAUCCCGACGUGGUUAUCAAGGAAAUUGAGGUAAUGCUGCGGAUUGGUCUUGGGAGUUUGGGAAGGGCGGACCUUGUUCUUGCGAGAUAUACAUGCAUUGCCCUGAGACGGAUGGUGCCGGGCCGACAGGCAAAGUCCAAAGAAGUCGGCAUUCCCAAACUAAUUAACGAUCACCCCAUCCUUACCCAACUCGCGGCUAUUGUCGAGAUCGUGUCCGACAAUAAAGAAUGGUAUGGGGUGGCAGAGCAAGCUGUUAGUGCCAUAUAUGCACUGUCUAAACAUCCAGAUGUUUUAUGCUCUGAUAUCCUCAAGCGGAAGACAAGGUCUGUUUUCCAGCCACAAGCACAGCGCUCUCCUUCACAAGGUGCUAGUGAUGGGGACGAGAAGCAUCCCGGGACAGCGUCAACAGACAGCCCAACCACCAGAAAGUCUUCAUCUGCUGUGCUCUCCCAACUGCUAUUUGUUGUUGGACAUAUUGCAAUCAAGCAAAUAGUACACCUCGAGCUGUGCGAGCUUGACUUCAAGCGCCGCAAAGCGGAACAGGAGAAAAAUAAAGCGUCCACUGCAACACCUCAAACGAGCAAAGACCCCACCGAAGAUGAUGAACUUGAUCUCAUCGGUGGAACAACGGAAGAUGACUUUACAGAUGCCAUGGCACACAUCCGUGAGCGGGAACUGCUCUAUGGAAAUAAGUCUCUCUUGUCCAACUUUGGCCCGUUGGUUACAGAAAUUUGCGCCAACAGCAACACAUACCCUGACCGUAACCUUCAGGCAGCAGCAACUUUGUGUAUGGCCAAAUUAAUGUGUGUCUCGGCGGAGUACUGCGAGAAAAACCUCCCUCUCUUAAUCACUGUUAUGGAACGUUCCGAAGACCCAAUCGUUCGUAGCAAUGCAGUAAUUACGCUGGGUGAUAUGGCAGUGUGUUUCAAUCAUCUUAUUGACGAGAACACAGACUUUCUAUACCGCAGGCUCAAUGAUGAUGAUGUCUCUGUCAAGCGCACAUGCCUCAUGACUCUAACUUUUCUCAUCUUAGCAGGCCAGGUCAAAGUCAAGGGACAAUUAGGCGAGAUGGCCAAGUGCUUGGAAGAUGACGACAAAAGAAUUGCUGAUUUAGCGCGCAUGUUCUUCACGGAGCUAGCUAGCAAGGAUAAUGCAGUGUACAAUCACUUCGUUGAUAUGUUCAGUCUCUUGAGUGCAGAGCGGAACCUUGAAGAAGCUUCAUUGAGACGUAUUGUCAGGUUCCUGAUCGGAUUCAUCGAAAAAGAGAAACAUGCCCGGCAACUGGCUGAUAAGCUGGCUGCUCGCCUCCCACGGUGCGAGACCGAGCGGCGAUGGAAUGAUGUAGCCUACGCCUUAUCGCUGUUGCCCCAUAAGAAUGAAGAGAUAACGAAGAUAGUGAGUGCUGGUUUUAACAAGGUAGUAGUCACUGCCAAUACCUAGGGCGACGAUAUCGACCAACUCGUCGGUUGGUUUCCUUUGGCGUUUUGAGAUGGCGCAGCGGUGAACAUGGAUUUGGCAGUUAUGAGUCAUUCAAGAAACUAUGGGAAAUCUUAUGCUGAGCAGUAUAUUGAGCUUAAGAGUACUCUUCUUUUCAUCGUUUGGGUGGUGGCUAUUGUGGUUGUAAUCAUUAUCAUACUUCUCAUCUUCUUGCUGAAGGUAGUUUCUGUUGGCCUGGGCCAUCAUAUAUGCGACUCCAACCUAUACAAGCUUAUAUAAUGGUCAUAUUUUCUGUAAUUUUUGUUCAUUUACAGGAGGUGGUAGCCCUCCCGCUUUGGUCAUAACUCGUCGUCAAUAUCGACUGGAAGCUUAAGACUUCACAGGCUGGAUUCGUUGGGACAAAUGAACAAGAUUUUCUAGCUACACGUAUGUUCGCCCCUAGUAAAUCAUGCUUCCGUGGUGAUGACUGUAUCGCUUUGUUUUUUUAUUGUCUUAAAUUUAUCCAAACCCUUUAUC